Messenger RNA from Acanthosepion pharaonis, 795 nucleotides. Lineage: Eukaryota; Metazoa; Mollusca; Cephalopoda; Sepiida; Sepiidae. The record is from the annotation of a GenBank genome assembly.
AUGAGCUGCGAGUAUUUCCACCUAUCACUCUCGUUUCCAUCUUGUUCACUCUCUCUCUCUGAUAUAUUUUUGAUUUGUCUCUCUCUCUCUGAUAUAUUUUUGAUUUGUCUCUCUCUCUCUGAUAUAUUUUUGAUUUGUCUCUCUCUCUCUGAUAUAUUUUUGAUUUCUCUCUCUCUCUCUGAUAUAUUUUUGAUUUCUCUCUCUCUCUCUGAUAUAUUUUUGAUUUCUCUCUCUCUUAUAUCUUUUUUAAUUUCUCUCUCUCUCAUCAAUCUCUUUUCAUAUCUCAUCCUCUCCAAUCUCUCCCCAGUUCUCUCUGCAUCUCUCUCUCUCCAGUUCUCUCUCAAUUUCUCUCCAUUUCUCUCCUUCUGCACCUAUUUCCAUUUUCUCUCCCUCUCUGCAUCUCUCUAUUUCUCAGCAUCUCUCUCCAUUUCUCACUCUCUCAUCUUCAUCUCUCUCCAUUUCUCACUCUCUCGUCUUCAACACUCUCCAUAUUUCUCUCUGCAUUUCUAUUCCUCUCUCUCUCUCUCUCUGAACCUCUCACCAUUCCUAUCUCUCUCUCUCUCUCUGAAUCUCUCACCAUUCCUCUUUCUGAAUCUCUCACCAUUCCUCUCUCUGAAUCGCUCACCAUUCCUCUCUCUCCCACUGAAUCUCUCACCAUUUCUAUCUGUUUCUUGCCUGUUUGUAUGUAUGUCUCUUUCAUGCCUUUGUCUCUCUUUACGUUUCUUCUAUUUGUCUCUCUUUCUCUCCUCAGUUCAAAUCCGUUUUAUCAGAGAAUAUUUUGAAAAGAACUUUUAA